Molecule: messenger RNA, 201 nt
Organism: Paracoccidioides brasiliensis Pb18
Exons: 2
Coding region: 1-201 (66 amino acids)
Source: RefSeq, a predicted model, not a curated record
AUGUCGGCACUGUUCUCCGAAUACACAUCUGCAGCGGGGGAAACUAAUGAGGUCUCGUCAUGGAUCAGGAUGGUGGAUGUGGAUGUGGCUGCGGACUGCGGACUGCGGCCCACAAUGAUGGACCGUGGUGACCCGGUGACUUGUAUUUCAUGUUGGGCAGGCGGCUCGUAUCUGGUUUCGAGCACUCUAGAACCCCCAUAA